Molecule: messenger RNA, 1448 nt
Organism: Manihot esculenta (cassava)
Lineage: Eukaryota; Viridiplantae; Streptophyta; Magnoliopsida; Malpighiales; Euphorbiaceae
Product: dnaJ homolog subfamily B member 13
Exons: 3
Coding region: 267-1292 (341 amino acids)
Cellular component (GO): cytosol
Molecular function (GO): protein-folding chaperone binding
Source: RefSeq, a predicted model, not a curated record
UCCACAGCCUUCUACAUUUUGGUUCUCUAAGGUGUUCCAGAGAAAUCCUCGUCUAUCAUUUCUCUUCUUCUUGAGACUCCGACAGAGAGCCUUUCACUCAUCAAUUGAAAUCGAAAUCAAAAUCUGAAAUCUCACCUCCACAACCAUACCAAUAACAAAAAUCCACCAAACAUAUAUAACUUUGUAUUUAUAGAUUAUUUGUUGCAAACCCUUCAAGUUUCUUCAGCAGAAGACAGCAUCAAAGCAAGGAGGAAGAGAAUUUCGAUAUGGGUGUUGAUUACUACAAGAUAUUGCAGGUCGAUAAGAAUGCUAAAGAUGAUGAUUUGAAGAAGGCUUAUAGAAAACUUGCCAUGAAGUGGCACCCAGAUAAGAACCCAAAUAACAAGAAAGAAGCUGAAGCUAAAUUCAAGCAGAUCUCUGAGGCUUAUGAGGUUCUAAGUGAUCCUCAAAAAAGAGCAAUAUAUGAUCAGUACGGAGAAGAAGGGCUCAAAGGCCAGAUGCCGCCACCAGACGCUGGUGGUCCGGGUGGAGCAACAUUCUUCUCAACUGGAGAUGGCCCAACGACGUUUAGAUUCAAUCCCAGAAAUGCGGAUGAUAUUUUCGCUGAAUUCUUUGGUUUCUCAAGCCCAUUUGGAGGAAUGGGAGGUGGUAGUGGGAUGAGAGGUGGUUCAAGGUCCUUCGGUGGAAUGUAUAGUGAUGAUAUUUUCAGUUCUUUCGGUGAGGGACGCCCAAUGAGUUCAGCUCCUCGUAAAGCCUCUGCAAUUGAGAAUAAAUUGCCUUGUACUCUUGAGGAGCUUUACAAGGGGACCACUAAAAAGAUGAAGAUUUCAAGGGAGAUUGCUGAUGCUAGCGGGAAAACCUUGCCAGUAGAGGAAAUAUUAACCAUUGAUAUCAAGCCUGGGUGGAAGAAGGGAACAAAAAUCACAUUCCCUGAGAAAGGCAAUGAGCAACCAAAUGUCAUCCCUGCAGAUCUAGUCUUCAUAAUUGAUGAGAAACCACACAGCAUAUUCACAAGGGAAGGCAAUGAUCUAAUCACAAUCAAGAAGAUAUCGCUCGCAGAAGCAUUAACAGGCUAUACGGUCCAUCUCACAACUCUAGAUGGCAGAAGCUUGACCAUACCAAUCAACAAUGUGAUUCAUCCAGAUUAUGAAGAAGUUGUUCCAAAAGAAGGAAUGCCUAUACCAAAGGAUCCUUCAAAGAGAGGAAACUUGAGAAUCAAGUUCAAUAUAAAGUUCCCAACAAGGUUGACUGCUGAGCAGAAGUCAGGAAUCAAGAAACUAUUGGCCCCAUAGAGGUGGGUUAUGGCCAGUCUGUUUAUGAAUAUGCUUUUUAUUUUUUAUUUUUUGGGGGAGAUGACUGUUAUUCUGUGUUACUAGUUUUAGUUUGUACCAGAGAAUUGAACAUUAAACAUCCUGUUGAAUAAAAAUGUAGCAUAUUUAGCCUUGUCA